AGUGUCAGUCUGCCAGUUUGUUUUGAUUCGUUCGCACGUGUGUUGAGUAGGUGGCAGUGACGGUGAUCAUGUGUGAAUGAAGUACGCGCCAAACGGUAGUAGUUGUGAAUUGCGAUCGUACCGUUCGUCUGUAGUCAAUGGUGGCAAGCUAGCCAGGUAAAAGAGCUCGUUCGGAGUAGUGUGAUCAUUUGAAGCUGUACGGAGUUUUGUCCAUUAGAACACGGAUUUUAUUGGAUGUAAAGUUUUACGUAUCGAAAAUUGGCGAUGUGGUUUCGAUUAAACUUCUUAAGGUGACUGAUUGUGGAGAGAAACAAAACAGCGGAAGUAUUUGAAUCAUCUGAGUAGGCUUGAAGUCUUUAAAACACGCCCAAACUAUAGACCACCGUAAUUGGUCUAGAAGAACAUUUGAAUAAUCGGACAACAUGAACCGUAUAGCCGUGGGAACGUUAUUCUUGAUUGCACUGGUCAAAACAGCUAGCGCAAUCGAAUGUUACGUAUGCAACGGAACCGACUCGACGACCCCGUUCCAGUGCAGCGAAUGGUUCGAACGCUUCGACACACCGGACAUCAAACCGCAGGACUGCUCCAAUGUUUACGGUGCUAAGUACUGCAUCAAACAUAUUGGUCGUUUCGAAGCGCUUGGAAUCCUGUGCUAUCAGUGCUCGUCGGCACACUCGAUGUACUGUUCCGAUAUGUUGGUUGCGGACGAGGCGUCUCCAUUCAAACCGGAACCGUGCGAUCACGUGUUCGAAGCGGAAUACUGCGUCAAAUCGACGGCUAUGCAUGGUGGUAUCGGAGCGAAACGGUACUGUUCCUCGCGCGAUCUGGGCAACUACUGUAACUAUGUGCGAAACCCCGGCGACAAAAUCGAGUACCGAUCCUGUAUUUUCACCUGCAAUUCUGACGGAUGCAAUGCCGGGUCCCGAUUGUUUUCGACCUCGUUUCUCAGUUUACUAGCUCUUCUCGUCACCUUUCUGGUGGGGUUGAUCAGAAACUAGUGUUUGCCAUGUAUGUUUUUAGCUUAAGCAGUAUACACUCUUUUAGUCUUUUACUAAGCAAUACUAAUAGAUAAAAAAUAAAACAUCGAAUUCCGUCCUUCGAAAGACAUUCUGAUUACCCUAGAGACUCUCAUUGCGUUACGUAUUGUGAAACUAACUAUAAUUUUAAAGUAUUUGAAUAAAAAAUUUGUUCUAAUUUCGAAAUGACAAUAAAUUUAUAAAUCGA
Molecule: messenger RNA, 1224 nt
Organism: Malaya genurostris
Lineage: Eukaryota; Metazoa; Arthropoda; Insecta; Diptera; Culicidae
Gene: bou
Product: U-scoloptoxin(05)-Sm1a
Exons: 4
Coding region: 423-998 (191 amino acids)
Biological process (GO): regulation of synaptic transmission, cholinergic; sleep; positive regulation of voltage-gated potassium channel activity
Source: RefSeq, a predicted model, not a curated record